AUGGGUUUGGAUAUUGGAGACAACAAGUUAUCAGGGAAAGUUCCAGAAUGGAUUGGAAACAAUCUGCUUAAUCUGGCAAUUCUUAGGCUAAGGAACAACAAAUUCUACGGAGACAUUCCAUCCUCUUUCUGUCAGAUGUCCAAACUUCAAAUAAUGGACCUUGCAAACAACCAGUUGACCGGAAACAUCUCACGUUCCUUUGGCAAUUUUUCGGGAAUGGUCCACAAUAAAACCACUCGCGCAAUUGAAAACUAUGGGCUCAAUGCAUUAAGUGAAGUCUUGAAGGGAGUGGUGCUGGAGUAUAGCGAAAAUACACGAUUCUUGGUCAAUUGUGAUCUUUCAAGUAAUCAACAAGUUGGAGAAAUCCCUUUGGAGCUGACAAACCUCACUGACUUGAUCGGUCCCAAUUUGUCUCAUAAUCAUCUAAGAGGACAAAUCCCAUUGAAGAUUGGAGAUAUGGUCUCUCACGAAUCACUUGAUCUUUCCAACAACUAUUUGUUUGGAACAAUUCCAGAGAGCUUAUCGAAGUUGACCUUUCUGAUUCAUUUGAACUUGUCCAACAAUAAUCUGUCUGGGCGUAUCCCGAUGGGACCUCAACUUCAAACACUCAACGGAAGUUCGGAUUAUGAGGGAAACCCUGGACUAUGUGGGGCACCAUUGGCCCAACAAUGCGAUGUUAAUAAAACAUCGACAAAAGGUAAAAAUAGUGGGGAGCAUGGUGAUGAUGGAAAUUCAGCCGAUAAGUUAUACCUCUAUGAAUUUGUAGUUGGUGGUUUUGCCAUUGGAUGCCACUGGAUUAUGGGGUUACUUUGGAGUUUUGAUCUUAAAAAAGAGUUGGCGGCAUACACUGUUCGGGUGGAUAGAUGCUCUGUUGAGAAAAAUGAUGGGUUGGAGUUAGACUGCUAUAGCUUGAGUUUACAAGGGGACUUUGCAAAUUUGUAUCAUAUUGAAUUGUCCUUUAAGUUGUAUCCUUGUGUUUGA
Striga hermonthica is the source of this 981-nucleotide messenger RNA. Lineage: Eukaryota; Viridiplantae; Streptophyta; Magnoliopsida; Lamiales; Orobanchaceae. The record is from the annotation of a GenBank genome assembly.